Molecule: messenger RNA, 2583 nt
Organism: Acanthosepion pharaonis
Lineage: Eukaryota; Metazoa; Mollusca; Cephalopoda; Sepiida; Sepiidae
Source: the annotation of a GenBank genome assembly
AUGGCCCCUUCACCUCUCCGACGGAGUUCAGUUAUCACAGAAGGGUCACUGACCCAGACGUCCAUUACUCUCCCACCGACCACCACAUCGACCAUCUCUGUGUCGGUGAUUACGCGUACUACGUCCCAUUCCACCCAUACAGUGACACCAUCAAAGCAAAGUGUGCGAGACCGUUACAAGCUCAUCAAUGGAGCAUAUCGGUCUUUUUUCACAGAGUCCAAUCACUGUAGCACCAACAGUCAUAAUAACAGUAACACAAAGAAUAGCAGUCUCCAUGUCAAUAUUCAUCAUCAUCUCAUUGCCCUGAAAGGGAGCAACAAUAACUCGCUUAUUAAUCGAGUAGUUAAAGCCCCCACUGAUCUGUGUACUGAAGGGAUGAACAGUCGCUACACAACGCACCGGUGCUCUUGUCAGAAAGUGUUCAGCAGUCUCUAUGAUCUCAGUAUCCACCUGCAGGAGACACAUCACAUACCUGCAGGAAGCAAGGAUGCCAAUGUUAUGGAGUAUCCGAAACUUGUCCGUGGCCAAGACAUGUGGCUCAACCAGGAGUCUGAACAAACAAGGCGUAUCCUCCGAUGCAUGCAGUGUGGUGAGUCUUUUAAAACUCUCCCAGAACUGACGCUGCACAUGAUGCAGACCCAGCACUACACAAAAAUUGUUAGUUCUGAUCAUGGACGCCGUUCUCACAAGUGCUCAUCUUACUGUGACCGUGAUUUAGAGAAAGAGUGUAUUUUUAAAUGUAAGGUGUGUCAGGAAACGUACAGUGACAUGGAGGGCCUUGCAAACCAUAUGAUCAUGUCUGGACACCACAAGAAACAAAUUCUACGUUCUUACAAUUCACCAGAAAUUCUGUUAAGGGCCAGGCGAAAACGUCCCUUCAGUAGUGAGGAAAAACCUGGUCUUGGUGCUAAUCCAACUGUAGCUACAUUACUUGAGUUCAAACGGAAGUGUGUCAGCCAUGAUGGACUGAAUAGUCCAAGCUUGAAGUAUACGGAUGUUGUUACAAAAGAGGAUGAUGGAUACAUUACUUGUGAGAACUGUGGAAAAUGCAUAGAAAUGCGGAUGUUUGUCGAGCAUGUGCGGACUUGCGUGAGGCAGCGUUCAGGGGUCAUUGAUGCCCUAAAAAUGAAACUUAAUGUAGAAGAUGACCAACGCCGGGUUAAAAAGUCUGAAGAACCAUCUUCUGGAACAAACCAUGUCCAGGCAAGCCACCAGUCCUCAAAUUCCGUCGAAUAUGAUUUAGCUAAAGUGAAAAAAGAACCCAAAGAUGUUGAUGAGAAACUAGAGGUGUCUAAGGAAAUACCAAUCUGUAGUCCAUCAAAGGUUGAACCUGCUUCUGAAGAAUUGGACUCUUCCACCCCAGAAAUGAAAGUUGUUCCGGAAAAAAUGCAGGUAUGUUCUCCUGAGGAUGAAGACAGCACCAGCAGUAAUGUACGGAAAGAUUCUGAUAGGAUGCUCUUGGAUAUAAUUGAUCCAGAUAACAGCAGUAAUGUUGGGGGACUUUCAGCUCUCCGUGCAAUGGAAUCAUUCAUUCAAAAGAGCUUCAAGAAUAAAUUUGACAAAAACAGUCACAAAGACUCGGUUAGUAGCGGGAAUGUCACAUCUGUGACUCAGGAGUUGAAACAAAGAGCAACACCAGAUAGCCCAACGACAAAAUAUCUUCAGGUUUCAAACCAACCAAAAGUUGCACCUAAAAACAGCUCCAGUCUACAGAAUGUGCCUUCUACCAAGCCACUGCUGUGCAAAGAGAGCAAUGAUGAAUGCUCGGAUCCUGAAUCUGAAGAACCAUUCAAAUCAGCUGGCAAGGAAUUGAAGUCCUUGUCAGAUAUGUGUGAACAGAUAACAAAACAAACAACUGCAACGACUGUUGUAAAGGUUGAAGAAAAGUCAUCGUCCAAUUCUACAGAAAACCAAGAAGAAACUCCAUUGAGCCCCAUGUCUGUGAGUGAGAAGAAACCCACAAAGGAGCCCCUGGAGGAGAAAUACCUUCAGUUGCCACCUACCACUGAAUCUGAUCCGUCUAAAUCCUCGGCACUGGAUUCUUUGAGUAGCUUUGUCUACGGCCAACCCAUGACCUGUGAACACCCCUUAGAUAGUCUACAGAAGCUUAUAACCAACACGGACACUGUUAAAAUGCCAUCACAUGGUACCCAACCCCUCAAGUGCCAGACAGUUGCAUCUUCAUCAUCUCCAGAUAUUUCCAUUCCGUUGAAUUUGUCCACAAAAUGUCAGAAAGAUGAUGAACCUGAAAAGUCUGGUCGUGAAGAUUUAUCAAUCUCAAACAAUAGCGCUGAUGCGGCCCACGGGGAGAUGACCUCGCCGGCCAGCGAUUCGGACAGUGGGGACUACAAGUGUCCGGCGUGUAGUCGGCAGUGUGCAUCUAAGGGUUCGUGCCGCUACCACCUGAGUCGGUGCCACUUGUCGUCAGUGAAAAAGUUUAGUAUCCGGGACCCAUUUAGUAUGAGCCCAUUUGUUUACCUCCCUUUGGACCAUACCGCCAAAUUUACAAAAUAUUACGAGAUGGCACAUGAACUUGCUAAUAAAAGUAGUGUCUCUCAUGAGCUAACUGCAAAAGGAAAAUAG